This is a messenger RNA of Eurypyga helias (sunbittern), 1257 nucleotides long. RefSeq names its product gamma-aminobutyric acid receptor subunit alpha-5-like. Gene Ontology annotation, molecular function: GABA-A receptor activity; transmitter-gated monoatomic ion channel activity involved in regulation of postsynaptic membrane potential; GABA-gated chloride ion channel activity. The record is from RefSeq and is a predicted model, not a curated record. Gene Ontology annotation, cellular component: neuron projection; synapse; dendrite membrane. The transcript is spliced from 6 exons. Gene Ontology annotation, biological process: gamma-aminobutyric acid signaling pathway; chloride transport; signal transduction. NCBI's taxonomy places the organism in Eukaryota, Metazoa, Chordata, Aves, Eurypygiformes, Eurypygidae.
GGAAGGGAUGCGGAGGCUGCACGCAGCCCUGGGUUUGCAGGCGUAUGGAAGUUGUCGAAAUAGGUAAAGGGUCGAAACUGGCAUUUGGGAAAUGGUAACUAUUUCUUUAGUUACUUAUAUGAUGGACAAAAAUAAGGGAAAACUGGGCCACUAAGAAUUUUUCCUGUUUUGCAGUUUGCUGUCAGCAGAAGGUAAAACAUGUCCUUGAAGAUAUACAAUUUUACAUAAACAGCUGAUGUUUACAUAAGCCUAGAUAAGUUUGUGAAAAACACAGAUCGCAGAAGAUGCGGUUUAGCUGAACUCUGCUAUCCUGCUGUUUGUCCGUGUAAUAAAUGAUCUCUUUUUUUUCUGUAUUGUUGCAGCGUAAGAACAAAGUGAGCAGCUGCACCUCUACCAAAGCCACCACCUGCGUUCCUCCUCUCCUCUGGAAUGGACAAUGGGAUGGUCUCUGGCUUUAUCAUGAUCAAAAACUUCUUCCUCUUCUGCGUUUCCAUGAGUUUGGCCAGCCACUUUGGCUUCUCACAAACGCCAACAGCAUCGGGGAAAGAGGACACCAAUGAUAACAUCACUAUAUUUACCAGGAUCUUGGAUGGUCUGCUGGACGGCUACGACAAUCGACUGCGCCCGGGACUUGGAGAGAGAAUAACUCAGGUGAAAACAGACAUCUAUGUUACCAGUUUUGGCCCUGUGUCAGACACAGAAAUGGAAUACACCAUUGACGUCUUUUUUCGACAAAGUUGGAAAGACGAAAGGUUGCGAUUCAAAGGCCCUAUGCAACGCCUCCCUCUUAACAACCUGCUCGCCAGUAAGAUUUGGACCCCGGACACUUUUUUCCACAAUGGCAAGAAGUCUAUCGCUCACAACAUGACAACCCCAAACAAACUUCUGCGCCUGGAGGAUGAUGGCACCCUGCUGUAUACCAUGAGAUUGACCAUCUCUGCUGAAUGCCCCAUGCAGCUUGAAGAUUUCCCCAUGGAUGCACAUGCUUGCCCGUUAAAAUUCGGAAGCUAUGCUUACCCCAAUUCUGAAGUCAUCUAUGUCUGGACUAAUAGCACCACAACGUCUGUGGUGGUGGCCGAAGACGGUUCACGACUUAACCAGUACCACUUGAUGGGACAGACCGUGGGAACUGAAAACAUCAGCACCAGCACAGGUAGGGAGAGUAUUUCCGCUGCUUGCUGGUAGCUGGAGCAGGAGGAGAGAUCUCCUGGCUCCGGUUAUUUUGCAGGGAAGCAUCUGUGGGAUGCGGGGUGCUAG